This is a messenger RNA of Cheilinus undulatus (humphead wrasse), 3513 nucleotides long. RefSeq names its product zinc finger protein 436-like. Bases 10 to 2193 code for a protein of 727 amino acids. Gene Ontology annotation, molecular function: DNA-binding transcription factor activity; RNA polymerase II cis-regulatory region sequence-specific DNA binding. The record is from RefSeq and is a predicted model, not a curated record. Gene Ontology annotation, biological process: regulation of transcription by RNA polymerase II. NCBI's taxonomy places the organism in Eukaryota, Metazoa, Chordata, Actinopteri, Labriformes, Labridae. The transcript has 7 exons.
AGUGAAAAGAUGGAAGGCGUUAACGUGAUGUUUGGUUCUCCGGUAAACUUCAUGGACUACCAGCUUUCCAAGGCAGAGAUCCUGAGGGGAAUCGUUACCGAGAAGCUGACCACGGCAGCGCGGGAGAUCUUCGCGGUGGUCGAGAGAACCGUAGCCGGAUAUGAGGAGGAGGCUGCGGGUCUGAGGCAGGAGAUCGACCGUCAGAGGAUCCAGCUGGAGGCUAUUCUUCAGCCCAGAGUCUCUCUCAGCAGGAUAGAUGACCGGGAAUAUGAAGAGGAGGUGGACUGGGAAGGGGACCUAUCAGAGGACGAGGAGACUCAGGGGGAAAACUCCCGGAGCAUCUUUGGUCCUGCUGAGUUUGCUGCUGGGUCGUUGGGACCUUUAUAUCACGAUGGAACGAGGGACCCGGAUUAUAAGACAGCAAAUACGAAACCUCCACCGUUGAAGAGGAGGAACAGGAAGAGAGCUUCUCUAAACAUCCGAGUCUGUCUGUUGCAGGACUCCAAGAUCAACAUACUGAAAAGAGGCGCUCUAAAGUCCCAGUUAAAGGAGGUGAAGUGUCCUCCAGGCCUGCAGGAGGCAGACUUCCUGAACCUGCUGAGGUCCUCCUUCCCUCAGUUAACAGGAGAGUUUGAAACCUUCACUAUGGACUCCACCAGGAGACUGACACAGCUGAACCUGCAGACACUAACACCAGAGGUGAUCGAAAGGUCCAUCAAAUCCACGGGGAAAGGCAGAUCUGCUCUCUACAUCCGAGUCAAGGGAAAAGAUGAACCCCUGAGCAGUCCGGAGCAACUUUCCCAAGCAUUGAUCACAGACAACACCAUCGAUGACUCAGGAAGUGAAGAGAAACCACAUGUAAGCUUCACUUCCCCUCACAGUCCUGAGGGUGAGGAGGAGAGAAACCAAUCAGAACAUCUCUCUGAAAACCUGGGAUGGCAACAGCAAACAGAGGAAGACGAGGAACAAGGACUAUCUGAAGACCUUAGUGCUCUUUAUUCCGACAACUCUGCAGGCGACAGCGGAGAUGACGAUGACGAAGAUGAAGAGUGGAAGCCAAACCAGGACAAAGAUCUUAAAGAGACAACGGAUAAACCGCAGACGAAACGAGUCACAGCAAAGAGAAGGAAACAGAUCCAGUCGACUGAUGAGAGCGGCGCCCCUUUGUCCUGUAAAGUCUGCAAAGCUCUGACUGGAACAAAGAAUAUAUUGAUCAAACACUCCUGGUGUCACGUGGAGGAUCCUGAGAGACUUUGUGGAGUUUGUGGAGAACAGUCAGGGUCUCAAGAAGAGCUGAUGAAUCAUCUCGAAAGCCACAAGAAAACCUACAGCUGUGAAGUCUGUGGAAAGAAAUUCCUCUCUAAUUUUGGUCUUCAGACCCACGCUCCUCUGCACACCGGAGAGAAACCCUUCAAAUGCGACAUCUGCAGUAAGGCGUUUGUGUUUAGGAACGCGCUGAGACAACAUAAGCUGGAACAUGUGGAGGAUAAACCGUACAAGUGUGACGUCUGCAGUAAAUCUUUUGCCUUGAAAGCGAAGCUAAAGAUUCACAGCAGGACGCACACAGGUGAAAAGCCGUUCACCUGUGAGUUGUGCGGCAAAUCUUUCUCCGACAGCGGGCCUUUAGCGCGCCACAAGUUGACUCACUUCGGGGAAAAGCGGUUUGGCUGUCAGGUUUGUGGGAGGCAUUUCUUCACUCCCCGAGAAGUGAAUUUCCACAUGAGGAUUCACACAGUCAGAGAAAAACCGUUCCUCUGUGAUAUUUGCUGCAAAAGUUUCUACACACAAGGCCACUUAAAUGAACACCUGAAAAUACACAGCAAUAAGAAGUUCAAGUGCAGCGUGUGUGGAAAGGACUUGUCAUCAAAAGGAGGUCUGAGAAGGCACAUGAUGGUCCAUACCGGGGACAGACCCUACAAAUGCUUGGAGUGUGGACGGACCUACACUUCUAGCAGCCACCUCCGCUUCCAUCUGAAACUCCACUUAGGGAUCAAGUCGUUCGUCUGUCAGGUUUGUGGGAAGGCGUUCCUUCGUAAAGAAGCCCUGAACAACCACAUGAGGACCCAUGAUGGAGAGAAACCACACAAGUGCACCAUUUGUGGAAGAGGGUUCACUCAGAGUCACUCCAUGAAAACGCACAUGAAGAGGCAUCAGGCGGUAGAAAAGGCAGCAGUGGAUGUACUGAUGGACUAAGCUCUUUGGGAUCUCAUGUAAACAUUCAAAAACAUUCCAUAAUCUCACUGUGUAUCAUAUUUAGGAUUCAUGGACAGAGACCGUAUGAAUGCUCCUCUCUGACAGUCUUGGAUUACAGACUUACAAGACUACAAUCAUGAUCCUGACCUACCAUUGUAUGCAGUUAUCUUGGCGUUAGGCCACUGGGGACGCAGGUCAAAGAGAUGCUACAGCAGAAGUGCUUUGUGUGACGCUACCUCUGCCAGAUACGUGUUUGAUCCGCCUCCGCUUCGAUAGGUUUCAAUUUUUAUCAGCGAGACUGCGUCCACCAGCUCCAUUGGGUUAUUCCAUCAUGACUCCGGCAGCCCAGAACCCCCCCGCAACAGAUACAGGAGUCCUGUUUCGGCCAGAUGCUGGACCACUGCUCACCAACUUAGCACAGAGAAAACUGAGCAAGGCAAGAAGUAUAGUCAAAACCUAAUUAAGAUAUCUGGUUAAAUAACAGAAUAAAUCACCGCAUGUUGAUGCCAGACAAAUGCCAGAUCAUUUUUCACUUUACCAAAUCGACAAAGCGUCAUGAUGGGGCGUAGCCGAGCCGUUAGUGAACAGGUCAGAGGGACAAGAAGAAGUGUGUUUUUCAAACUAGGGGCCCAGUCUCGGAUCUGAGUACAUUUGAGCCCAAAUUCUGGAUUGUUGGGCCAGUGUGAAUGCAAACAAAUCACAAUCAGGCACAGGGCCAACUUAGGGAUGUGGUCUUGGGCAAAAUGCAAGUGUUGGCAUGGUUUGAAUCCAUGUCUGUCCAUGUCUAUCAUCUGGUAGGUCUGUCUUGCAACGCUUCAAUCCAUGCCUGAUCUUAGAAUGACCGGACCAGGGCAGGUCAGAUGGCAGGGCGUAUGCCAGUUUGGCAUUUUCCUGCAUCAACCUUGGUCCUUCCUAACUAAGAAUGUUCCCAGGCAUUUAUUUCCCUACUUGGAGAAUUGUGUUUAACCAACUUGUUUAAAGAGGAUGAAGUGCGUAGGAAAACAGUCAAAUUCAUCACAGAGUUGAAGUGUUAGCCGGCUUGAUGUUAGCCUGAUAUACUGUGGAGCGUAGUUAUCAUUAGCAGCUAGCUCCUCCAGCCUUUGCUCCUCUUUAAACAUUAAUAUCAUGCUUUGAAAUUUAGCCUUUAACCUUGUAGCGCCACAUUAUGUAAUAACGCCACAUUAUGUAAUAAUGUAAUACAUUUUCAAUUCAUCAUGUAAUAAUGCCGCCUUAUGUUAUAAUGCCACGUUAUGUAAUAAUAUAAUACAUUUUCAAUUCAUUAUGUAAUGAUGCCACAUUUUGUAAGCCACUAAGGAUGGA